GCGUUGAACAGCUUUCUUGUGCAUGCCUCACCAUUGAUUCUGGAGGUGCCUUGAAUGAUAAUUGAUCUCUGUACUCGAGUGCAGCUUCGACUUUGAUUUUUUUACGUACUUAACAUUGCUUCUGACCCUGCAAUUGAGUCCAGCGAUGGCUCCAAUUGCAGGUGUCAAUGUCACUGACAUCCAGGAAAAAGCUCGCAAAGAUUUGCUCAACCUCCUUGAGGGUGUUCGAGGAAAGAAGAACCUUGUGCUGGAGAAAGACCUGGCCGGACCUAUUGGUGUCUUUGUCAAAUUUUCGACACUCCAAGACUACGGCGUGGAUCGGGUUUUCUUCCUUGAGAAUGACAAUGUGGAUUCAUCGCAGCGGAAUGUCAUCUUCUUGACUCGGGGUGAACAUACUAAGAGUGUCCAGGCUGUUGCCGAGCAGAUUAAGCGCCUGCAACGAACUACUCAAAUAGAUCACGAUUUUCACAUAUUCUUGCUCCCUAGACGUACUCUUGUUUGCAACCAAGUGCUCGAAGAUGCUGGUGUGCUCGGCGAUGUCUCUACAGCUGAAUUUCCCCUGUAUUUUAUUCCGUUGGAAACCGACCUGCUUUCUCUGGAGUUGCCGGACUCUUUUGGUGAUUUAUACCUGCGCGGUGACCCAACCUGCAUUUUCAUGGCCGCUCGCUCCCUUAUGCUCAUACAGCAGCAACAUGGCCUCUUUCCUAGAAUUUUAGGUAAAGGAGACAAUUCUCGCCGCCUCGCAGAUCUCUUGAUUCGAAUGCGAUCCGAAGUGGCGGCUGGAGAAGACAUAAAAAGCGCAGCCUCUACGGUUGGUCUAACGCCAAGUUCCUCCAUCGAAAGUCUCAUUGUCAUUGAUCGCGAGGUUGACUUUGCGACUCCUCUGCUCACCCAAUUGACAUACGAAGGUCUAUUGGAUGAACUCUACAGUGUCCAGGACAAUCAGGCAGAAGUCGAUACUUCGAUUGUGGGAGCGGCCAAUCCAUCACAGCCGAACCAGGGCUCUUCACGAAGUGCUGCAACCCAGAAGGGAAUGAAACGAAAGAUUCAGCUAGAUUCUUCCGACAAACUGUACUCGCAGCUCCGGGAUUCCAAUUUUGCCAUUGUCGGAAGCUUGCUGAACAGAGUGGCUCGCCGGCUAGAGAGCGACUACGAAAGUCGUCAUGUGGCUAGAACUACCUCGGAGCUUCGAGAGUUUGUGAACAAGCUCCCCGGAUUUCAAGCUGAACAGCAAAGUUUAAAGAUUCAUACUGGAUUAGCCGAGGACAUUAUGAAAUAUACUCGAUCGGACGUCUUUAGCCGCCUUCUGGAGGUCCAACAAAAUAUUGCGGCUGGCGCAGAUCCCUCGACGCAGCACGAAAGUAUCGAAGAAUUGAUAGCCCGUGAUGUUCCUCUGGCUCAUAUUCUUCGACUCCUUUGCCUUGAGUCGUGUAUCUGUGGGGGUGUGAGACCAAAGGAUCUAGAGAACUUUAAGCGCCAAAUACUGCACGGAUACGGCUUUCAGCAUAUUCUGACCCUCGAUACGUUGGAAAAGCUUCAGUUGCUCCAGUCGCGUUCUUCAGCAAAUGCUUUGUUGAUCCCGACCACAGCAAGUGCCGGCUCUGCAGGGUCAAAGACAAACUACAAUUCUCUCAGAAAGAGCCUACGUCUCAUCGUCGACGAGGUCAACGAACAAGAUCCAAACGACAUCUCUUAUGUCUACAGCGGAUAUGCUCCUCUCAGUGUGCGACUUGUGCAAUGUCUUCUGCAAAAGCAGUAUCUUCUUUCCCUUACUAAGGGCGGUUCUACGGCCAGCUCUACCACUGCUCAGGGUGCCUCUCAAGGAUGGCGAGGAUUCGAAGAUGCUUUGAAAAGCAUUAGAGGCGCAACAGUUGAUGAGAUUCAAAGAGGCGAGGAGAAGGCGGUUCGAGCAAGACAAAUCCUUAAUGGGCAAAAUGAGCGCAAGACUGUUGUGGUCUUCUUUUUGGGAGGAAUCAGCUUUGCAGAAAUUGCUGCCCUAAGAUACAUUGCCAAACAGGAAGAAGCCCGGAGACAAAUUAUUAUCUGCACAACAUCAAUUAUUAGUGGUAACCGUAUGAUGGAUGCCGCUACCGAGAGAGCAAGCUUUAAAAAGGUGUAACAUUGGGAAGGUCAAUGACCAGAGAUAUCGCUAGUGGCAUGCAUUUGUUCUUCUCAUUAUUUCCUGUCAUCAUGUUACCUUUAGCGCAGAUAUCACAUGGACGCGGCCGUUCAGCAUAAGCAUUAAUCCACAUUAUACCCAAUGUCAGAUAUUUAAAUUUCAGCUAAAUACUUGGUACAGCAUCCGCAUUUCGAGUUCAUUCGGGACUUUGCUAUUCUAGUUUCCCAUAACAAAGUGAGCGCGUACUCUUGGCUAUUUGUUGGUCGGCUU
This is a messenger RNA of Xylona heveae TC161, 2389 nucleotides long. RefSeq names its product Sec1-like protein. NCBI's taxonomy places the organism in Eukaryota, Fungi, Ascomycota, Xylonomycetes, Xylonales, Xylonaceae. Gene Ontology annotation, cellular component: fungal-type vacuole; CORVET complex. Gene Ontology annotation, biological process: intracellular protein transport; vesicle-mediated transport. The transcript has 5 exons. The record is from RefSeq and is a predicted model, not a curated record. The coding region runs from base 146 to 2119 and encodes 657 amino acids.